This is a messenger RNA of Botrytis fragariae, 2156 nucleotides long. Its product is annotated as putative bv80 bb- protein. Bases 135 to 2156 code for a protein of 673 amino acids. Gene Ontology annotation, biological process: fungal-type cell wall organization. The transcript is spliced from 3 exons. Gene Ontology annotation, cellular component: fungal-type cell wall. The record is from RefSeq and is a predicted model, not a curated record. Gene Ontology annotation, molecular function: structural constituent of cell wall. NCBI's taxonomy places the organism in Eukaryota, Fungi, Ascomycota, Leotiomycetes, Helotiales, Sclerotiniaceae.
CCACACUCGUUCAGGUUUUGUUACGUCAAUCUCAUCUUUCAGACUCCCCCUCCAUCAACAUAAUAUCUUAAUACCGUCCCACUUUCGUUAUUGUAAUCACACAAUCACAGUCGUUGAAGAGAAAAUAAGAAAAUAUGAAGACAUUCCAAUCGCUUCUCACAGCCUUCGGGCUUCUUGCCGUAGUCAACGGUCAAAAGUACUCCAAUGGUACCAAUAUCGCGUAUACGACUAUCACUACUGAUAUCUAUACAACUGUCUGCCCACACCCCACUACUUUCUCCAUGGGGACAAAUACUUAUACCGUCACUGCCUCUACUACCUUGACCAUUACUGACUGGUAUGUUCUUUUGACCCAUCAAGUCGAGAAAGCCUUGAUCAAAGUACUGACGAAGCAAUCUAGCCCUUGCACAUACUCUACCACCAUUGAUAAGACUGUUCCAACUGUUCCAGCAUCCUUGUCAACCAAACCAAGCAGCUCUAUUCCAUCUGUUCCAGCUUCAUCGAGUGUUGCCAGCAGCGCUUCUUCGGUCACCACCAGUCAUCCAACUGUUCCUCUUAGCACUGGACCAACCACAAAGCCCGUCAAGCCAACAGAGACCGAGCACACAACAUGGACCACUUACACCACCGACAUUCUUACAACCGUUUGCCCCACUCCAACUACACUAACUUUUGGAACCCAGACAUACACUGUCACUAAGUCAACUACUUUGGUCAUUACCGACUGCCCUUGCACCGUGAGCAAGCCACAUCCAUCAAGCACCUCAGUCCCAACCAACCCAUCUUCAAGCGAGAGCAGUGUCAAGUCCAGUGCUACACCAAAGACCACUGUCAUUGUUCCUCCUCAUGGAAACUACACGUCUUCUACUUCUUUAGCGCCACCAAAGACUACCGUCGUUGUUCCUCCUCAUGGCAAUGAGACUUCUUCAACUGCUUCAGCGCCUCCAAAGACCACUGUUGUUGUUCCUCAUGGAAACUACACAUUCUCUACUUCUUCAACCCCUCCGAAGACUACACCAGUCGUCUGGACCACUACAGUUGUCAGCAGCUACACCACUUAUUGCCCAUCUCCCACCACCGUUGCCAUCGGUAACUUCACUUACACCGUCUCAUCAGCCACAACCUUGACUGUCACUAACCCUUGCACAGUCAGUUACACCUCAAGUGUUCCAACUGCCAAACCAACCACUAGUACCACUGUAUCUUACUUGACUACAUACGUCUCUAGACCAACCACAAUCACUAUCAGCUCCGUUCCUCAUACGAUUACCGCCCCAGGAACCGUCACUGUCCCAGUUGUUUCAAUCCCUUCUGUCAAGCCAACUCCAAGUACUAUUACCGUAUCCUACUUGACUACAUACUGCCCUGCACCAACCACAAUCACUAUUAGUUCUGUUCCUCACACAAUCACUGCUCCGGGAACUGUCACCAUCCCAGUUGUCACAGUUUCCGUUGGCACUCCUGUGUAUUUUACACCUGUUCCUUCGGUCAAGCCAACUCCAAGUACCAUCAUCGUAUCUUACUUGACUACAUACUGUCCUGAAGCAACUACAAUUAUUGUCAGCUCAGUUCCUCACACAAUCACUGCUCCGGGAACUGUCACCAUCCCAGUUGUCACAGUUUCCGUUGGCACUCCAGUUCAUGAGACCCCUGUCGCCAGCGUUCCAGUUCACGAGACUCCAGUUGUCAGUGUCCCAGCCCAUGAGACACCAGUUGUCAGCGUUCCGGUCCAUGAGACUCCUGUCGCCAGUGUUCCAGUCCAUGAGACACCAGUUGCUAGCGUUCCAGUUGCUACUGUCCCAGCCCAUGAGACCCCUGUCGCUAGCGUUCCAGUUCACGAGACCCCCGUCGCCAGUGUCCCAGUUCACGAGACCCCCGUCGCCAGUGUCCCAGCUCAUGAGACCCCAGUUGCCAGUGUCCCAGUUCAUGAGACCCCUGUCGCUAGUGUUCCAGUUCAAGAGACACCGGUUGCUAGCGUUCCAGUUGCUACUGUCCCAGUUGUAACUCCUUCUCAAGCUACCACCUUGGCCUCCACACCUGCUACUGUUGGCACUGCUACCACAACCGGCCCAGCUCAAUUCACUGGUGCUGCCAUCAAGGUUGAUGCUAGUUUCGGAGCUCUUGCCGUUGCAGGUAUCGCAGCCUUCUUGUUGUAG